This is a messenger RNA of Trichoplusia ni (cabbage looper), 7255 nucleotides long. RefSeq lists its product as uncharacterized. Bases 1052 to 7255 code for a protein of 2067 amino acids. The record is from RefSeq and is a predicted model, not a curated record. Gene Ontology annotation, molecular function: nucleic acid binding. NCBI's taxonomy places the organism in Eukaryota, Metazoa, Arthropoda, Insecta, Lepidoptera, Noctuidae. The transcript is spliced from 4 exons.
AUUAAAACAAAAGGUCAGUACACUUUUAUUUACAAUUGUAGAUUUUGUGGUUAUGUUUUUAAUUUGAGUAAGAUAUUUAUGAAAGGGACACAACAAACGGUUAUGAACGGGACGUCCCUUUCAUAACUGUCCCUUUCAUGACUGCUUAUCUCACUGUGAUCAAUUAUUAUUUACCAUUGCAGAUAAAAUGCCACCUAAAAAGAGAACCCGUGUGUAGAGUAGAAAUACUUUACGUAUAUAUGCUGCUAUAUUAUUGUAUGUUCUAGGCUAUCCUAAGCCAGUUCUAUGUCGGGGUUCCUAUAAUAAACACGUAUUAUUUGAAACAAUCGUUUGAUUCCACACCCGACACCUCACGUGUUAAUGCCAAGAAAAUUGAAGAGGCAGUGAAUGAAGUAUUGAACCACAGAAUUUCCGUGAGAUCAGCUGCCAAGGUAUAUAAUGUGAGUGGUUGCGCGUAAUAUGUAUGUUUGAUAUUUUAAUUGCGUCAUCUGCCGGCAAAGCCCCGCACUUCAUGAUGGCCCUGCGGCUGUUUGGGUUUCGACAGAACCCAAUAGCUGGCUGAAUCAUAAUCAUCGACAGUCAUCGUGUUCGGCGCUUAAAUUUAAAAAAAUAAAAAAAUUCAAGAUGACAAGAUGUCAAAAUUUUCUCUUCUCUGCUUGAUUGCCGCCGCAAACGUUGUUCCUGUUUUUUUUUUGUGAAAAAUAACCUUUGGAUAGACCCGCAAGGAGUGCAGUGUUCCACAUCUGGAGUGCCGUGAUCCUGCGACUGGUGAGUCCGUGUAGUUUGACGUAGUUGUGAUAUUUCUUAUAUAUAUUGCCGCACCGCACCGCUCCGCCAUCAACUUACGUGUCGUACCAGUCCGAAUCCCUCCACUUGGCCUAGGAGCUAUUUACACGCUCCACCAUUAUAUCUUUUGGUCCUUUCGAACCGGAUACAUCAGCAUAACACCUAUUUCUAAUAUUUCUUACGUAAUACUAAUUUCAGUUUACGUAUUCCUACAUCCGCCAUAUUUGUAAAAUUGAAUUUUCUUGGUUACAUUUCCUAAUCCAAUAUGGAAGGUUACAAAUUAAAAUUGUUACGAUCUAAGUCAGAAGUUAUUUUUCAAAGGCUUACUAAAUUGUACGAUCAAUCUAAAAAAGUUGUCUGUACUGCAGACACGCGGUCAACUGAAAACUUUAUGGCAGACUCGGAAAUGCUUGAUGAAAUGCGCCAUGAGUUUAUAUCAUUCGUUGACAAUAUUAACCAGUUAAAUAUGGAAAUUAACCCAGAUUAUGAGCCCGAUUUCAAUGAUUUAGUUUCCUUUGAAGAUAUCUAUACUCGUAUAAAACGUGUGCGUAAUAAUAUUAACUCCGCUAAACAGCAACAUAAUAUACCUACAACAUCAUCACAACCAGUAAAAAGUAUUGUUAAAUUACCGCCCAUAGUAAUUCCUUCUUUCGAUGGCAAACCUGAAAAUUGGCCCAUGUUUUAUGAAUCCUUCAAAGCGAAUAUACAUAACAACCCUCAGCUGUCUGAUUCGCAGCGGGUUCAGUACCUAAUAGGUAAACUGACGCAUAAUGCAUUACAAAUAGUCGCCGGUAUUGUACCAACGGGCGAAACUUAUUCUAUUAUUUGGAAUAGCCUAGUAAAAAAGUACCAGGACAAACGCUCCUUAGGAACUUUCUAUUUAAACAAUAUUUUCGAGUUAAAAAAUUGCUUUCAUUCCGCAAAUUCAUUAAAUUCAUUUAUUGAAAAGUUUUCUGCGUCAAUCGCCGCUAUCAAGCAAUUAGAUAUUCCCGAUCUUACAGAUUUCAUAUUAUUACAUUUUGCAAUAAAAAGGUUAGACAUUCAAACCGUACAAUCUUUCGAGUUAUCCGUUCGUGAUACCGAAAUACCCACUUGUGAGGAACUUAUUUCGUUCGUACAAGAUCAAGUUAAAAUAUUAGAACGCUCGGGCAACAAUAACAACUUUUCUCAAAACCGUAAUUCUUCGUCAAUUUCAAACAAGAAUCAGAACAUUAGUAAGUUCGAUUCAAAGUCGCGUACAUUAAUUAGUCAUAAUAAUCAAAUAACUAAAACCGCUCCUUGCGUCAGAUGCAACAGCACUGAACAUUUACUUUUCAAUUGCAGACAGUUUAAAGAAAUAUCCUCUCCUCAAGAGCGAUACGAGUUUAUUAAAUCUAAAAAUUGUUGUGUUAAUUGUUUAAGCUCUUCGCAUUCAGUUAAGGCGUGUAAUUCGCGACAUGUUUGUAAUUUUUGCCAAAAGAAACAUCACACUCUUUUACACUUUAAUAACAAUAAUUUACCAAAUAAUAAUUCGACGGUACAGCUUCAUACGUUUACUCGUCAAGACAACAAACAUAAUAGUCAAGUUUACGGUGCACCUGUGACUUAUUCUCAACCUUCUGUUGAUGACGCUAAGGUCGGUUUUGCAAUGAACGCAUCGUCCCAGCAGUCCGUCGCCGGUGUCAGUGCUCCGUACGUUAGCGAUGGUGUGUCACCCGCUGCUAUGAUAUCUCGAAAAAACAAUGAAUCUAACCAAACCUGCACUACGAUACUUUUAUCAACCGCGCAAGUUUACGCCUAUCAUAAAUAUAAUAAUAAGAAGAUUAUUCGUUUGUUAUUGGACAAUGGUUCACAAAAUAAUUUAAUUACAUUGAAGUGUUGUAAAUUACUUAAUUUACCGGUAAUACCGCUUUAUAAUUCGUCUCUUAGGGGCGUAGGUUUAUCGUCUCGUCCUAUUCAUGGUUAUGUUUAUUUAACAAUUGAGUCUCGAGUCUCAUCGAACAAAUAUUAUAUCCACGCUUUAGUUGUUGAUUGCAUAACUGAGAAACUGCCCGCUUUCCAGAUUAACUCUCGCGAAUUUGAUUGUCUCAACAAAGUACCUCUAGCUGACCUUACUUGGAAUAUUCCGGGAAAUAUUGAUAUGGUGAUUGGUGCCCAAUUGUUCCCUUAUAUUUACUUAGGUGAUAGGUUAAACUCGAACGCUUCCGCUCCGCCCGCUUUUUUGACCACUUUCGAUAAUAUUCUAAUGGGAGACUUUCCGUCGUCCUUUAUGGAAAAUAAUUGCCCUGCUUCUUUUGCUGCCAUCACAUUAAGCAAUAUGGAGUCCUGUCUUCAUAAAUUUUGGGAAUUAGAAGAGAUUCCGAAUAAACGUUUUAUGUCGCCCGAUGAAACGGAAUGUGAAAAUUUAUUCACAGGUUCCGUGACUCGCGAUACAGAUGGCCGAUAUACCGUAUCCCUUCCGUUCAGUAGGAAUCCUGCUGAUUUAGGUAAUUCUCGUUCAGUUGCACACCGACGUUUUCUAGCUUUAGAACGCAAAUUAAAACAUACGCCCGCAAUUCGUGAAGAUUAUAAUAAAGUCAUUGCUGAUUACUUACAAAAUGGUUAUUUGUCGGAGGUAUCUUCUACGGAUAACGAAAGUGAUGGUUAUUACAUACCUCAUCACGCUGUUAUUAGGCAAGAUAAAGUCACAACUAAAUUAAGAAUUGUUCUUGACGCUAGUGCCAAAACUCACACAGGGCUGUCACUCAAUGAUGUUUUGCAUUCAGGGCCUAACCUACAGGCAGAUCUUUUUCUUCUUUUACUUGAUUUCCGAUUAUAUCCUAUAGCAUUAACUGCAGACAUUAAACAAAUGUAUUUACAAAUUAACUUACUAGAAUCGCAACGGAAAUAUGUAAAAAUAUUAUUUCGUUUUAAUGAAAAUGAGAAGUUACGCACUUUUCAUUUUAACCGGGUGCCGUUCGGUCUUAAGUCUAGUCCUUUUCUUGCCAUGCGCACGGUUCGACAACUAGCGACAGAUGAAGGAAACCGCUUCCCUGAUGCAGCUUCUAUUGCUCAAUCCAAGUUAUAUAUGGAUGAUCUAGUGACCUCUGUUUCUGAUGAGGGCAGCGCUAUAUGCCUCGCUAAAGAGCUUAUAACUUUAUUUAAAAGUGGUUGUUUUGAUUUAGUCAAAUGGGCAAGCAACUCAUCCGCACUUCUUGAUAGCCUGCCGCAUUCUCAUCUCGCACCAGUUAAUUUCUCUGACGAUGCCAGCAACAAUUUGAAGAUUUUAGGUCUCUCGUGGAUUCACCACGAGGACGUUUUUUUGUUGACUACUUCUUGUGUAGAUGAUAAAUGCACAAAACGCACCAUACUGUCUUUCAUCGCGCGUCUAUUUGAUGUUCUGGGUCUUGUAUCACCAGUUAUAGUAUACGCGAAAUUACUUAUUAAAGAUCUUUGGAUAAGUAAAGUGGACUGGGACGAUACUCCUCCCGAACAUAUAGUUAAAUGUUUUUCAAAUCUUGUGAAGGAACUACCUUUGUUAUCUAAGAUAAAAAUACCCCGCCACAUCGGUGUUCAUAAUAAUUGCACCGUAAAUUUAGUAGCUUUUUGUGAUGCAAGCCUUAAGGCAUAUGGUUGCGUCAUUUACUUGCACAUAACUGAUGAGGUAGGAAACAUUGUUGUACGACUUUUGUGCUCUAAAUCUAAAGUUUCCCCUGUCAAGAUUUCAACGCUCGCUCGUUUGGAGUUAUGUGCCGCAGUUUUGAUGUCACGUCUAGUAAGGAUCGUGCUUGAUACCUACAGGGCUCGCACUACAAUUUCCGGUGUUUACACCUUUUCUGAUUCAACUAUAGCCCUUUCGUGGGUUCACUCAUUUCCACAUAAAUGGUCCAUAUUUGUCAGCAACCGCAUAGCUCAGUUCCAGGAAAACCUGAAUCCUCAGAACAUUUAUCAUGUCUCAGGAGCUGAAAAUCCUUGUGAUUGUCUUUCUAGGGGAUUGUUACCCUCCCAGUUGAUUGAUCAUGAUCCCUGGUGGAACGGUCCUACUUGGAUGCGUUCUCCGCCUGAUAUGUGGCCAAUACAAUCUGUUUCAAUAACAUCAUGUGAACAACUUCCUGAGUUUAAAUCAAAUACUUUGACAACUACCGUUCAAAAUACACCACCAAUACUUUAUGAACGUUUUAAAUGCAUUUCAUCUUGGAAUAAAUUACUCCGCGUCAUAGUAUAUGUUUUACGCUUCGUUAAAAAAUUACCGCUUUCUAAAGUUAUUGUAGCCUCCGAUUUAAAUAUCGCUGAGAAGACUAUUCUUCGCUCAGUCCAGAAGGUACAUUUUCAAACUGAAAUUGACAGACUAAAGAAAAAUGAUCUACCAUCUAAACAUUUUAGACAUCUCUGUCCUUUCAUUGAUGAGGAUGGAAUUCUUAGAAUUGAAGGUCGACUCUCAAAGUCCGAUUUACCUUUCGAAUGUAAACAUCCGGUAUUGCUACCAAAACGUGACCAUGUCGUUGAUCUUUUAAUAGAUUAUCACCACAAAUUAAAUUUGCAUACAGGCGCAAGCUUAUUGAUGUCCAUUCUGCGACAACGUUACUGGAUACUUUCAGCCAGAAAUAUUAUUCGUAAACGUGUUCACCAAGAAAGUUCCCUGGCAGAUUACUUGAAGACCUCAGCAAAAAUGUGCCAUGGCUUGACAACAAAACAAGUAAGAGAAUUAGCAUACCAGUAUGCUGUUCGUUUAGAACUCAGUAGUACACCAUCAUCAUGGAACGAAAACAAUAUGGCUAGUCUAGAUUGGUUGAAGGGUUUUCUAAAAAGGAAUGACUCGCUGAGCGUAAGAAAACCUGAGAAUACUUCUCUAGCUAGAACAACCAGUUUUAAUAGACACAAUGUGCAAAACUUUUUCUGCAACUUGGAGAAAUGUUAUUUGAAGCAUGAAUUUCCUGCUAACAUGAUAUGGAAUUUAGAUGAAACUGGCUGCACUACUGUCACUAAUACACCAAAAAUAGUUGCGCAAGCAGGUGCUAAGAGAGUUGGGCAAAUUAGUUCAACAGAACGUGGUUCACUGGUAACCAUGCUGGCAUUUGCAAACGCUGCUGGUGGAAGCAUUCCUCCCGUGUUUAUAUUUCCGCGGGUUCGUUUUAAAGAACACAUGCUUGAAAGUGGCCCCACUGGUGCCUUAGGACUUGCAAAUUUAUCUGGUUGCAUAACAGAGGAGUGUUUUCUGAAAGCUCUAAAACAUUUUGUUGGUUUCGUAAAGCCCACAGCUGAAUCGCCUGCUUUGAUAGUUCUUGACAACCAUAACACGCACAUAACCAUUAACGUGGUGCUUUAUGCCCGAACCAAUAACUUAAUAAUAUUAACAUUCCCACCUCAUUGUAGUCACCGCUUACAACCUUUAGACUUGACCGUAUUUGGACCUUUCAAAGCUCGAUAUAGAGCUAGCAUGAACGACUGGAUGACAUCAAACCCUGGAGAAACAGUCACGAUUUACAAUGUCGCCCAAUUUGCUAGAGACGCUUUCUAUGCUGCUUUUAGCAUGAAUAAUAUCACAUCAGGUUUUAAAAAUUCAGGAAUAUGGCCCAUCAAUAAAAAUAUUUUUACUGAUGAAGAUUUUCUUCCCGCUUUUGUGACAGACCGACCUGAACCUCUUCCAAACUCUACCGAUUGCGACGAAAAUUCUUCAAAUGAAGAAGAACUUCAGCAUGUACCUUACCCUAUAGAGCCUAAUCUAGAUUUCAAUAAAAGAAUAGUUUCACCUUCCAUUUUAGAUGAUACACAAACUGCAUUCUGUUUUGAGAAUGAGCCACAAUUGGAAGUCUUUUAUACAGGGGAGCCACAGCCCGAACCCUCUAAUUUGAAUACGUUACAAGCUGAACGUUGCAAUACUGAACAGUCAAAUGCUAAAGCUUCAAAUUUUUCUAAUCCUCCAAUAACCCCAGAAACCAUUAGACCAUAUCCUAAAGCUCCACCUCGAAAAUCUAUUGGAAGGCAACGUAAAGGUAAAACCACAAUUAUAACGGAAACUCCAGAAAAAGAUAGAUUACUUUUAGAAAAUAUGUUGGACAUUUUAAAAAAGAAUACGCCGAAAGCUGACAAACAGAAUUUAAAACAUGUAAAACAAAUUUUCAAAUGCAAUUUAAAAGAUCAAGAAUCAAAAAGAACUAAAGGUAAGGGAAAGGCUAAAAAGAAUAAAAUAGAAUCAAAUAAAUCUGUUAAAACUUCUCAAAAGAAGAAGCCUUCGCGCAAAUUUGUUGCCAGCAGCAGUAGCGACGAUUCAAGUGUAAAUAUGGCGACUGAUUCAGAUUCGAUUGAUAAUAUUUCUGAAACAGAAGAAGUGUGUCCAAGAUUAAGAAAUCGUAGCCUGAGAAAUGAUAAAACAGGAGAUGAUAAUCAGUGUAAUGUCUGGAAACAUAAUGCUCAGAUAGCCAACCUAACAGCUAGAGGUAAAAUAACUGUGAAUGCACUGUACAAGCCCCGCACGUUGAUAUUGCGACUGGCGGCCAUCUUAGUGACGUAG